This is a messenger RNA of Anopheles bellator, 792 nucleotides long. RefSeq names its product serine protease 55-like. Gene Ontology annotation, biological process: proteolysis. The transcript has 2 exons. The coding region runs from base 1 to 792 and encodes 263 amino acids. Gene Ontology annotation, molecular function: serine-type endopeptidase activity. Lineage: Eukaryota; Metazoa; Arthropoda; Insecta; Diptera; Culicidae. The record is from RefSeq and is a predicted model, not a curated record.
AUGCAGUGGCUAGUGUUUGCAUUUUGUUUGACGUUCGCGGUGAUCCGAGCCGACGAUUCGGCUCCGCGAGUGAACGAUGGCGUCGACGCUCCCUGGGGCAUGUUCCCGUCGGCCGUGUCGAUCAAUACGACGUUCCGGCACUGUGGCGGCGACAUCGUCGAUCGCCAGCAUGUCCUGACGGCAGCCCAGUGUGUUUUCGGUGACAACCGGCGCCUGAUCGAUCCGUACUGGAUCACGAUCGUGGCUGGCGACAUCAAUCUCGGCGGGGUCAGUCACCACCGGCAGACGCGCAAGGUGGUCGCGAUCUUCCCGCAUCCCGAGUUCAACAUCCAGACGCUCGAGAACGAUCUGGCGGUGCUGCGCGUCGACCGUCCGUACGAACUGCCCUCCAACACACUGAACGUGGCCAACCGAACUCGGCGCGUCGUGUCGUUACAGGAGAACUGUCAGUUGGCCGGAUGGGAAGACAUGACCGCCAUCUACUUGCUGCAGCAGCGCUUCAUUUCGAUGGCGCCGAUGGACCGUGACAUCUGCAACCAGUUUUACUUCCACGCGGGCCGAGUCCUGGAGAACAUGCUCUGUGCGACCAUCUCGGGGUCAUGCACCGCGAACGUUGGCACCGGCCUGUACUGCGACCGGGUGCUCGUUGGCAUCCUGAGCUACGGCACCAACUGCAACGUGCCCCACAAUCUGCCCGUCUUCACGCAGAUCCUCUUCAACAACCCGUGGAUCGAACAGCAGUUCAGUGAGACGGAGGGUCGCCCCUUCGGCUGGUCGCCGGGACAGCUUUAG